Poecilia latipinna (sailfin molly) is the source of this 5057-nucleotide messenger RNA. RefSeq names its product discs, large (Drosophila) homolog-associated protein 4b (gene dlgap4b). The record is from RefSeq and is a predicted model, not a curated record. NCBI's taxonomy places the organism in Eukaryota, Metazoa, Chordata, Actinopteri, Cyprinodontiformes, Poeciliidae. Bases 1032 to 4622 code for a protein of 1196 amino acids. The transcript is spliced from 15 exons. Gene Ontology annotation, cellular component: glutamatergic synapse; postsynaptic specialization. Gene Ontology annotation, molecular function: molecular adaptor activity. Gene Ontology annotation, biological process: signaling.
AAUAAGGACCUGGAUGUAUGUGUGUGUAUAUGACGGGGAACAGCGGAGUCUGAUUAAUAAAUAUGAAAAUAGCUGUGCAUGUUCCUUGUCCAGGUAUUCCCAGCCCCUAUCUCUAAGUACAGAUGUGACAUUUUUCUAUAAGUUAGGGAACUGUUAUCAAUAACAGCUCAACAAACCCUCACUUAAAUAAAACAAUAAUAAAAUAAUAGCAAUAAUUUAACUAUGAAUGGGACCCCAAAAAUAUAAAUUCCACUUCGGGCCCCAUUGAAUCUUGGUCCGGCUCUGGACACUCGUAUUAAAGCACGAUAACUGACUCUAAAUGGAUGACUUGUCGCCUAAACACAGUAAAGCGAUUCAUCCCAAACCCCCCACCGCUCCGUCCUCUCUCCUGAGUUGGUGUGUUGGUUGGUUGCUGCAGAGCCUCAGUCUGUAUCCCGACUCGCCUGACAGACACAGCCAGUCCUCGUCUCCCUUUGCUCACCCAUCAAUCUGUCUCUCCGGUUCUCAAUUUGACGUCUUUGAGCGAAUAAAAAAAUAAAUAAAUAAAUAAAUAAAAAGGCGAGAUGUAGAGCCCGAACAUGGAGACGGCAGCGGAGCGGGGCUUUUUGCUUCUACCAUCGGAGGAGACCCACAAACUCAGCGGAGGAAAAAAAAAAAAAGGCGUCAGAGGGGCAAAACGGCGGUUUUCAGCUGCUUGAUCGUCGAGGUGACGCUCUUCUUCCUCUGCUUGAACACAUCAGCCAACACGGAUGUCCGACUUGAGAAGUUGCAGAGAAACCGCGGAUAAAUCCUCCAAGUCGUCCUCAUCCUAUCCAGUUUUCAACAAGCGCUCUCGUCGGCUGCAGGACUUCCCACCAGUAAACCUGCUGCUCCGUCGCCUCAGUAAGAAAGUCCUAGUCUGCUCUAAGAAGGAAUCGUCUUCUUCUGAGGUCAAGACUUCUGAGAAAUGAGCUGCCAAUGAAACACCUUGAACAUCUCUUCUCCUCACUUGGCUUGGAGGUCUUCUAGAGGGUCGGGGCCUCCUUGCCGUCAUGAAGGGGUUGGGGACCAACCGUAACAGACAUCUGUCUGAUUCUUGUGAUCCCUCUCUUAAUCAUCCAGAGGCACUCUACCAUCAGAAGACGAGCACAUUGCCACGCAGCCCUUAUCUGCUCAGCCCCACAAUGGACCACUAUGGCACCAUGGAUCCCCACCUUUACCCUUCUGCCAAUCCAGGCUCCCUUCCAGCAGACUGCAUGCUGCCCCUCAACAAUCAGCUUUCCAAUAGCAGCACUUUCCCCAGUAUCCACUACAACUCCUACGACCAGUCCGAUUUUUCUCCUCCUGGGGACAGUAUCGGAGGGAUAGGCACAGGCACCAUGGGGACAUCUCUGUCGAUGGGCAUGGCAUCAGGUAUGGCCAUGUCAGGGUUGAGUGGGAGAACGCCUAUGAUUACAAGUGGCUCUGCAACAAUAUCACACCAUAUGACCAAGAAUCAAACUCCGCCCAGUCUGUUGGAUUUUGAGAAGCAGCUACCAGGAGGUCGCGACGGAUUCAGCACUUUACAGUUUCAUCGAACGUCCGCUGCUGUUGCUGCCAAGCAACGGACAGACAGUCCCGGCCGCAUUCGUUACAUGCUGCACUCGGUGCAAAAACUGUUUGCAAAGUCCCAGUCGCUAGAGAGCCACAACAUGAAGGGGAACGUGAACGGGAGAUCUACUGGCAGUGGUGGAGGCACUUCUUCUGGCACCGAGGACGGAGGGAAGCAUACUCGCAGAUCCAAAAGUAAGGAUCGUAUUACGAAGUCCGAGGCAACCGCUAAGAGACGGCCAAGAUCCAACAUGUCGGGUUACUGGAGCUCAGAUGAUUUGGACAGUAGUGAUUUGAGCAGCUACCAUAAUACUAUGACCAUGAUGACCCUGGGGCGUCCGAGUGGCCAUGAAAGCCAUAGUGGUCAGAGUAAAUACAUCCACAGUGGCUACAACACAAUCAGUUCCUCUAAAAGCAGCAAUGACAUGAAGUAUCCAGCACUUCCUGGUCCAGGGGAUAUAGGAGGUGGUGGAAUAAGUGGACCAGUAGGCAUGCUGAUGAAUGAUACCGAGUAUGUGAAAGGAGGGUCUUGGUCCACAUUGACAAUGGGCCAACCGAGACAGGUACUUCAGAAGGGCUCAACUACUCUGGACAGGUCAAUGCUCAAGUCCAAGUCCUGCCAACAGGAGUUAACUUGUAACUAUCUGCAGGUUGGACGCAGGGGGGAUUGGAGCAGCUCAUUAGGUCGCAGUCCAGGUUUCAAUGAGAUUCCAUGUCGGCGGAUGCGCAGCGGUAGCUAUGUGAAGGCAAUGGGAGACAUGGAAGACAGUGACGACUCCGAGGGAAGCCCUAAACCCUCGCCCAAAAGUGCUGCUCGCCGUCAGAGCUACCUCAGGGCCACCCAGCAGUCUCUAAGUGACCAGCUCCCCCCACGCAACAGAACCUUGGAUUUCACAUUGUUGCAGGGGGAGCUGGAUGCCCUGUGGUCUCCACUCCACAGUGUGUCCUCUCUGCACCAGCUGGGCAGGUCAAUGAGCAGCUGUCUUCCAUCUCUCAGAGAACUCUCAAAUAAUCGCAGCCUGGAUAAUCUGGACUGUUUUGGAGGACCAGGAGCUUUGGCACCAUGGGAAGAAGACAGCUUCAGCCAGGCCUGCAGCACUUUGAGCAGACGUAGUGGCAUAGGACAGCUGCGAGACCUGGAAAAAAGUCAUCAUUACGAAGACAGAAGCUCAGAGUCCGCCUUCAGAGAUUCCCAUUGUCAGGACAUCUCGGAGCCUCCGGACAUGCCCAUGCCGACAUGCUUCCGAUCCCGCAGCCACAGCUACCUGAGAGCUAUCCAGGCUGGCUGUUCCCAAGACGACGACACCGCUUCCAUAGACUCAGGCUGCUCUCCACCUCCAACCGACUCCUCUGUUCGCACAUACAGCACCAGCACUGACGACCUUUCUACACAAUGGAAGACAUGGAAAGAACAGUUUGCCUCUUACCUGAUAGCCACUGGCUUGGACAAAGCCCCAAAGGAGAAACAACUUGCAAUUUUUCUUCAGCGUUUCGGGACAGACAGACCACUCAUCCUACCCACACACACAGUCUCCACAUGCAUAACAAGCUGUAAGAAGGCCGCUCCUCCACCGGUGCCUCCACGCACAACCUCCAAGCCCUACAUAUCGGUGACGGUGCAGAGCAGCACCGAGUCAGCGCAGGACAACUACUUGGACCAACAGGACAGGAGGUCAGAGGUCAACAGCCAGUCGAGCCACGUUCACAGCAACUCCUCUGACAGCCUUGACAGCACCCGUGCCAACAGCCUGGCCCGUGGUAUUCCUCGUCCUCCGCAUAUCAUCCCUAUUCCCAUCGCUACGCCGAGGGAGCCAGUCAUCCCUAGCACCGCCAAUGCUUCCACAGAGACGAGUGACUCGGCAGUCCACAAUGAAUCCGUGAAAUCAGGAUCUAGUAAAGGGAAUUUAGCAGCAGAGGAGCUCUUUGUAGCCCCAUUACCAAGGCGGAAACUCUCUUCUAUUGGGAUACAGGUUGACUGCAUUCAGGAAGUUCCAAGAGAGGAGACCCCGCCCCUGGCCAGAUUUCAGUCAAUAGGAGUACAGGUGGAGGACGGGUGGCAACUGAGUCGCUCCAGCAGUAUGGCCGCAAAACAAGAAACGGACUCAGACACACAGGACAUCUCUGCCAUUUCUCACAUCAGCGUUGCCAAAACCUUUGAGAAGAAAGUCAUGGUCAACAGUGCCAGUCAGUCAAUGAGCUCCCCCCCUGGACAAGACUCUUUAGACAACGGAGACCAGACUGGCGACACCUCCUCCCCACCGCCUCCCAGGCAGAUCCUCAACCGCUCCACCACGCGGAGCAGCUCCUCGUCUUUCUCCGAAAGCCUGGAUCCAGCGCUUGAUCCCUCGUCUCUGCCGCCCCCGGAUCCCUGGCUGGACAGCGGAAACGGUAGCAGCGGCGGCGUCUCCCAGAGCGGAGGAGGCGGAACGCUGUGCAGAAGAGACGGCCAUUGGUUCCUGAAGCUGCUGCAGGCCGAAACGGCACGCAUGGAAGGCUGGUGCCAACAGAUGGAGCAGGAGACCAAAGACAACCAGCUCUCAGAGGAGGUGCUCGGGAAAGUCCGCAGUGCAGUGGGAAGUGCUCAGCUCCUAAUGUCUCAGAAGUUCCAGCAGUUCCGGGGACUGUGUGAACAAAACCUGAAUGUGACUGCCAACCCACGGCCAACAGCCCAGGACCUGGCUGGCUUCUGGGACCUGCUGCAGCUAUCUAUCGAGGACAUUAGCCUCAAGUUUGAUGAGCUCUACCAUCUCAAGUCCAAUGACUGGCAGCCCGUGCCGUCUGGGGCCGCCCAGUCGUCCCCUGAGCGGAAGAACGAGGACAAGGAGGCCCUUCCGGCAUCAAAGAAGCCUAGCAAGACGCGACCGACGCUUGCCCGCGAGAAGAGUGCUGACUCUUCUUCAACCUCUUCAUCGGCCUCGGCAGAAAAACAGAGACAAGAGGCUCGCAAGCGCCUGCUAGCUGCCAAGAAGGCUGCCUCGUUUCGCCAGAACUCUGCCACAGAGAGCGCAGACAGCAUUGAAAUUUACGUCCCCGAGGCCCAAACUCGCCUCUGAGAGAAAAGGGACUAGCAAGGAUCCGAGGACAGAUAAGUUUGUUAAAGAGAAGAAAAAUGGGGGGGAAAACAGGGAGGAUUUUGUUUGAGUGCAGAUGAGUUAUGGUGAGUAAGGAAGGGUGUGUAGAGGAGCAAUGCCAAUGAAUGGGUGUUUUGAUAUUUUUAACAUAAUCAUAGGCUGGUCCUGCUUGAAACUGAUAAUGAAACAUUUGUGGACCCAACAGACUACAAACUUAUGAAGCAGAAGAUUCCUCUUCAGAGGCUGCCAGGGAAGACCUCAGCUGAUGAACUUUAUCAUUUCUUCUUACUUUUUCUUGAUCUCAUAAAAAUGUUAAUGAAGGUAUUAUUAUAACAAUUAUAGGUUAAAAACUCUUCAUAAAGACUGUUUUAAAAGUUCCUAUAUCUUGGCUAUAAGAUUUAUAAAGCAGACAGAACA